Messenger RNA from Eutrema salsugineum, 429 nucleotides. Its product is annotated as transcription factor MYB57. Lineage: Eukaryota; Viridiplantae; Streptophyta; Magnoliopsida; Brassicales; Brassicaceae. The record is from RefSeq and is a predicted model, not a curated record. Bases 1 to 429 code for a protein of 142 amino acids. The transcript is spliced from 3 exons. Gene Ontology annotation, molecular function: DNA-binding transcription factor activity; sequence-specific DNA binding. Gene Ontology annotation, cellular component: nucleus. Gene Ontology annotation, biological process: regulation of DNA-templated transcription.
AUGUGUGAUACAAUAGUCACAACAGAUGUGCGGCGAGGGAACAUAACUGCAGAAGAACAGCUUUUGAUCAUUCAACUUCAUGCCAAGCUUGGAAACAGGUGGUCGAAAAUUGCAAAACACCUUCCGGGAAGAACGGAUAACGAGAUAAAGAAUUUCUGGAGGACAAAGAUUCAGAGACACAUGAAAGUGUCGUCGUCGGAAAAAAUGGAUAUUCGUCAAUAUUGUUCGGGAAAUUCACAGAGCUCGGUGAUGACAACGAUGGACCAAAGCAGCUCCAGCAAAGCCUUGGAUAUGGCUGAGAGCUUAAUCUCUCCGGUGACUACUACGACGUCGUCGUUUCAUGUUUUGGAACAGUCAAACGACAGUUACUGGAACGUUGAAGAUCUGUGGCCCGUCCAGUUGCUUAAUGGUGACCACCAAGUGAUUUAA